AUGGCACUCUCGAAUGGCGUGGGUCAGGUAGCCAGCAUCGUGCAGCUCGCUGGUGUGGAUGCGUACAGUCUGAUCUCAAUGAUCGUGGAGGCCGCACAGACGGUUAAAAGGAACCGGGAGACCUGCCAGCUGCUGGCACGGCGUACAAAGAUGAUCGGAGAUCUUCUGCAGCAGCUCCAGAGCACGCAGCUGAUGCAGCACAUAGAGACGAGGAUCCCUGUGGAGCAGCUGGAGGAGACGCUUCGGCACAUGUACCUGCUCAUCACGUCAUGUCGGGAGGGCAGCUACCUGCACAGCUGCUUUAUGGGAGGGAGGCAGGCUGAUCAACUCCGUGAGGUGCAGAACGAGAUCACCUUCUACCUUCAGCUCUUACCCCUUGUCAGCUUUGUUGACACCACCCGUACAUGGGAGCGAAUUCUGAACAGAGAUCGUCCUUUGUGUACAGAGGAAACUGAAGGCGGGAUACACACAGUUCAUUCGCAAUAUGACAGUAGCCUCACAACUAAGGACCUCAAGGCAUUUAUAUUUGAAGAUUCAGGUUCUCAUCCUGUCCUAAAAUCUAGGGGACAGCAAAAUCUAGACAAUUUAUCAGAAAGAAACUUGGUUGGAAUUGGUGGAUUUGGUCAUGUUUACAAGGGCAAACUGUUGAAUGGUCUUGACAAUUUAAAAGAAAAUAAAUCUUCAACUCAAGGUCCAGAGCAGUUCAGAACUGAUAUUGAAGGCAUUCCAAAUCUUCAUAAUGCUUUUACAUGGCAUCUGUCAUUGCUGGCAAGUUCUCAAAGUCUCUUUCAUUUUUUUUUGCUCAUUGUUAAGCAAUGGUACUUCUCAAUUUUAAUGUUUUGA
Messenger RNA from Miscanthus lutarioriparius, 843 nucleotides. Lineage: Eukaryota; Viridiplantae; Streptophyta; Magnoliopsida; Poales; Poaceae. The record is from the annotation of a GenBank genome assembly.